GACCCAGGGGUUAGGCCCAAACUUGGUCGGAACAUGGUCAACAUACCCCUAUUAAACACGAGUAAUAUCAAAAACAUCCGCUGCGUACCCCAAGAACUUCUCAUAUAUCGUGACAUGUGGCAAGUAGUUGUCGUCCAAACUGAACAAACAGUCAAACCUCAAAUCGAAUGA
Acaulospora morrowiae is the source of this 171-nucleotide messenger RNA. The record is from the annotation of a GenBank genome assembly. Lineage: Eukaryota; Fungi; Glomeromycota; Glomeromycetes; Diversisporales; Acaulosporaceae.